AUGAGCAAAGGAGAACCUGCAAAAGUGGUGGCCAGGGUGAAGGAAGAGGAACUAAAUGACCUGUACGACUGGAUCAGCAGUUUCAACCUAUCCAGAAAAAUAAAAAACAUCCACAGAGAAUUUUCAGAUGGAGUUCUAAUGGCAGAACUGGUAAAUAUAUGUCUACCCAAGUUUGUUGAACUCCACAAUUAUAGUAAGGCAAAUUCAAUUAGCCAAAAAAGGUACAAUUGGAACACACUAAAUGAGAGGGUUUUUAGGAGACUGGGUUUUCGGAUUGAUAAAAGACAUGUGGAAGAAAUUGUGAACUGUAAAUAUAUGGGCGUGGAGAAGGUGCUGAAUACGUUUAAAAAUCAGCUGCAUAAAUUUCAGAGCUCUGAAAUGGAGGUGGAGACUUCGGGCAGUUUGGGAGAGGACCAGACUAGACCGUUUAACGAGGAAGAAUCUCCCCUUGCGGAGGGGACAGGAGACCAAUCAUGGCAGAGCGCCGAAUUCCUCAACGAAGAAAUUGUGAAGAUCUUGCGCGACAAAAUAUUCAACUUGGAGAAGCUUCUAAAGAUAAAGGACAGCAAAAUUGACAUUCUGAAUCGAAAAAUUAACACGUUAAGCAGGAUGAGGGAUAUUUGA
Messenger RNA from Plasmodium coatneyi, 624 nucleotides. RefSeq lists its product as uncharacterized. Gene Ontology annotation, cellular component: axoneme. The record is from RefSeq and is a predicted model, not a curated record. Gene Ontology annotation, molecular function: microtubule binding. The coding region runs from base 1 to 624 and encodes 207 amino acids. Gene Ontology annotation, biological process: regulation of cytoskeleton organization. Lineage: Eukaryota; Apicomplexa; Aconoidasida; Haemosporida; Plasmodiidae. The transcript has 3 exons.